Trichosporon asahii var. asahii CBS 2479 is the source of this 1026-nucleotide messenger RNA. Its product is annotated as acyltransferase. NCBI's taxonomy places the organism in Eukaryota, Fungi, Basidiomycota, Tremellomycetes, Trichosporonales, Trichosporonaceae. The transcript is spliced from 4 exons. Gene Ontology annotation, molecular function: acyltransferase activity. The coding region runs from base 1 to 1026 and encodes 341 amino acids. The record is from RefSeq and is a predicted model, not a curated record. Gene Ontology annotation, cellular component: endomembrane system.
AUGACUGCGCCCACUCCAUUGUACACAGUCCCCAUCGACAGACGCCCUCCUGGCUAUGGGCCCCUCUUUUCCAAGAUCCUGUUCCCGGUCGUCUUCAACUUGGGCAUUCUGGGGCUCAAUUCGCUGCAGUUCCUGUGCCUGCUCUUCAAGCUUAUUCCUGGCGACACCGGGAAACGGCUCUAUCGCUCCUCCAUUGAUUGGACGAAAGAUGGCUUCGGUCGACUCUUGAUCGCGAUCACAACACUUUGCGCGCCGACUUCUUUCGUGAUAACGGCGGAUUCACCGUUGCAGUUGGAAAAGAUCGUUCAGCGAGAUGCAGACGGCCAGGUGACGCGGCUCAACCUUCCGGAUCAUCUCAUUGUGAUGGCCAACCACCAGGCAUACACAGACUGGAUGUUCCUGUGGAUACUUGCCUGCUAUUCUGGGACCGCAGAGGGCAUAACGAUCCUGCUGAAAGCCAGCCUGAAGCACGUUCCCUUUGUGGGAUGGGGUAUGGUUCAUCUUUUUGAAGCGCUCAUGGGCGGCGGACCGCCUGAAUCUCACUCAUUCCUUAAAACGGAUUGCACAGGCUACAUACGAGCGGGGCAAGCGGCAUCCGCUGACGACUUUGUGGGCGUACUGCACCCCAGGUUGACUGGACUAUUGUUCUGUCUCAGAACAUUGCUUCCCGCUGUGCCCGAUCUGCAACUUCUGGAUGUGACGAUCGGCUACCCAGGGGUGCCCUUUGGCAAAUAUCCGCAAGAGUGGUACAGCCUGACGUCGGUAUUUUUCCGUUCGGUACCACCUCCGACCGUCCGCAUACAUCUUCACCUGCACACGAAUCUUGGGAAAACGGGUGGGGACGUUCCUGCGCUGAACGAUCUGAGGGCAGGCGAAGCAGCGACGCCAGAAGAAACACGCGAAUUCGAGCUAUGGCUCCGUGGCAUUUGGGCCAAAAAGGAGGCCUUGCUCGAGCAGUGGUCUCACGAACCACCCGUGCCGGACGCGCCUCCCGCCUUUGAGAUUGUCCCAGUGCAGCAGUUGUGA